Molecule: messenger RNA, 3716 nt
Organism: Schistocerca piceifrons (Central American locust)
Lineage: Eukaryota; Metazoa; Arthropoda; Insecta; Orthoptera; Acrididae
Exons: 3
Coding region: 10-738 (242 amino acids)
Source: RefSeq, a predicted model, not a curated record
GCCUUAAACAUGUCGUGGUCGUGCUCGUCGCGCGCCGUGGUCGCCAUGCAGCUGGCCGCCUGGAGCGUGGCCGGCGUGCUGCUGCUGCACCGCGGACUCUCCACGCUCGCCAAGGACUCGCGCCUACACGCAGAGGCAUGGAAGGAGGCGCUGGCCAACCGCAGGGCCAGCCGCGUCACACAAGGCGGCGCCCAGACGGCCGGCGUAAACGGAACCUCCUGGGAGUGGGACGGCGGCGGCAACUCUACAUUGGAGGUGGAGCCGGCGUUCAACGACUCGCUGGCGCUGCCGGACUACGGAGAGGGCUGGAACGGCACGAACGCCACCUCCCUGGGGGAGAUGCCGGCGCGCAAGAUGCGGCCCACGGCGCUCGUCUACGUCGCCCUGGGGCUGCUCGUGCUGGCCGUGGGGCCCGCCAUCGUCGCCUUCAAGAGCUGCGACGAGAGGACGCGGCCCGCCUUCCAGAAGGUGGUAGCGCAGGACGCUCAGGAGGUGGAGGCUCCACCCAGCUACGAGUCGGCGGUGGGCGAGCCGGCGCCUCGCUACUCCACGCUGUUCGGCUCCCAGCUGCGGCUCGACUUCCUGGCGACGCCACCCCCACCACCCCCGCCGCCUCCGCCACCACCACCGCCGGUGCCGCCCGACGCUGACUCCUACAACCUGCACGAGGUGACGGCUUCGACCGCGCUGCUCGUCGCACCACCGUCGUGCUGCGAAGACUGCCGGAGGAACUCGUAGCCCAGCGCGCUACGCGUCGCGUUAUUUAUUACUCUGCACUGACUCUUCUGGACUGACGGCUAGACUUUCAGCAGCUAAGCUGGGAGCGAUCCGUGGACUACACUAUAUCAGAGGAGAGGGUGCUGCUGGAAUAUUCCCAGCUUUUCACGGAACGACCACAGUUGGAAUAUGAACAGCACACGUCCAACCAACAUAACCGUAUUCCUGAACGACGUAGUCCAUACCUCGUUGUCGCGGCUUUCCUAGUCUAUUUUAGAAUACCUCAUCACAUGAUAUUCUCCUCAGUUCUCAACAGAAUGUCUUAAAGUCUACCGUGUCACGGAAAUUAUGACCUUUCAGCAGUUUCUUCAGGUUAGGGAACAAAUGAUAGUCCGAAGGGGGCAGGUCAAGUUAGUAUCGAAGAUGUUCGCCCAAUUAUAAACAUGGGGCUUCAAUUUGGCACGUAUUGGGACGUAUGUAAAAGUGAAUUGUCGUACAACAAAAGGAAGACUUUGCUUAACUAUGCAAGGAUUUUAAUCUUAAUAACCUCCUUCAAUUGGUCGAGUAGGCAGUUGUGAUUCCCCCUGGUUUUACUACAGCCUCGCGGUAGGUAAUCGAGCAGUAGUGUACCGCCUUUGUCCAAGAAGAUGGACGUCGUUUCUUUAUCGCCUCAUGUUCUGGUGCGAAACUUCUUCGAUCAUGGGUUGUACUACGGGGUCAUUUCUGCUUUAGGCACCUUAAACAGGGAGCCAGGUUUCAUCUUCGGCCACGUGAUUAGCCAAAGAAGUCAUUUCUGGCAACAAAAUAGGCCGAAACAGCUGCGGGCGUUGCGGCUCAUGCCGCCUUGUUUUCAAUAUUGAAACAUUUCAGCGCCGACUUCCCUGAAAGCUUCCUCAUGCUUAGGAUAUAACUAAGGAUGAAACCAGUUAGGCCCCGGAGGGAUAACCAAAGUCUCGCCUAUCGUUUUGUUAGAUAUCCGCAGGUCAUUAGUAACCAGUUUAGGGGCAACAUGACUUAUUGUCGGGUCUGCUGUGGUUGUGGGAUGCGCACUGCGAGCGUUCAACAUGAAUGGUGAAUUGUUUGGUGUUCAGAAGAGACACCCAUGGUCUCAAAGUGCAAUAGGAUGAAAGCGUUUGCAAUAGUGUUUGUAGCAUCUCAGUGUGAAUGUCGUUUGGAGAUUAUCUUGGAGAAAAGAAAACUUCAUGAAGCCUCUUGUGUCUUAACCAUCUCACAUUCUAUCUACAAUUAACGAUACAAGAACAGAAAACGUAUGGUAUUUCCAUAAGAUAUGAAACAUUCAUGUGGUGCUAAAUACAUUUUUCAGUUCCAAUUCUAGUGAGCCAAAGGCAUGAACUUUUCAGCCCCCUCCUCCUUUUCGAAACUCUCUGAGUGCCAAGUGUCAGGACAUAGUGUCUCUGUUCUCUUUUCACUAUAUCGCUACUUGUAAUACCGUAGCUUACUGAGUAGUCGAUUGAACGACACCAUCCCAGAAAAACAUCGAAUCCUUAAAAAAGACGAAGGUGCCGCUGAGGAGAGACAAACCGAGGGGUGUACGAGUCACUGUGACGUCACCGACAUCUAGAACGAACAACUUAAUCCCGUAUGAAUGCUUCCCGUAUUACAUACGCUGAACACGCUGACACUUGGUGCUCGCCGUUACAGAACGGGUGGAAUGAAAUUUCUCUUAUUGAUGAUGAAAUGAUUUUCAUAUAUUUCAAACGACGCAUUUGCUUCGAUAUCUCGAUAGAUAAAAAUGUUUCGAUUAUUGACGACAUUUUGCGUAUAACACUUGAUACAAUAUUGUUUCAAUAUCCAUAAUGAUUUUGAAAUAUCAGGGGAGCUAUGGUUAAAAGGAAUUCCAGUCUAAAUUCUUGGAGAGAGUGUUUAAAAUGCACCACGCUGCUAUAUCAAUCUCUGCAACACAACUGAUGCUGUUACCGAGAAGACCACAUCCAUUCAGCUGCUUUAUGGUCAGUCUUAUCGAUGGUACUCAAAUACUAUAGUCUCUCUAUUUUAGAGAAUGGUCAGCAGCCCACGUACCGUGUUCAGCAAACUGUAGAGUGCGUAGGUAAUCAACAUUUGAGUUUGUAAUGUAAAAGGAAACUUGAUUAUAUCUCAGAGUACAUUACUCAUAGGAGGAAAUGAACAAAAAUUAUUCCUGGAAAGUAAGUUUCCCCUGAUAAAUAUCUGAAGAAAAAUCGUAUGUUAAUUACUAGGGCAGUAGUGAGAACGAGUCUUCGAUAUAUAGACCAUCUGCACAAAACAAUGAUUUUUGUCUGUAACUAUAAUAAAAGAAUUGCGAAAAUUCAAAUUCGUUGCGAGAAGCUCAGUCAUUAGCCGUGGGAAGCUGAAGUGUUCCACCUUAGACUGUUAUGUUUGAAAACGGUAGCAAGUCAUGUUAAAUACAAGUGCAGCAAGUUGAGACAGGCAAAGAACUUCCAGACUUCAGCAGUUUAGUUGUACAACACGUAUAAUUUAUCACCAGUAUUUGCUGAGAUGUAAACAGAGAAAAGUAUUAGGAACGAGAACGGCACAGUUUGCUUUAGCAUCGCCCUCGUCAUUGGCUGCUUAAUUCGAACCGCCUGUCGUAACGGUGAUAAGUCGAAUAGCUAUGAGCAUCCAUUCUGGAAAAUACGACUAUUGUCGCAGAUCUAACAGAUCCUUUUCAGGCUAACCACAAUACUCAGAAGUAUUAUUAGUCAAUUAAAGUUACAAUUUCAGUUAAAGAUACAAGAUUCUAGUAAGCAAGAGGUGUUAUGCGAGGUUUAAGCGGCUCUACGAUCUUGAUUGAUUACAAGAAUAAUAUCAUAACAGGAAUGAGUGUCGUAGUUGCUUCAAUUCAACACAUUCAGGAGGUGUGAUGGUAUUAUAAUGAGAAACUUGUGAAGAAAUGUUUUUAUUUACUCAUUCAUCUUAAUUUGUACAUUCGCGAUGUAAGUUAAGUUUUGCACAGAAAUUAUUCGAGUAUUGUAAAUAAAUGUCUUUUUUAAAGAUAAUAU